AUGAUCAAAAUUGAUAAAGUAUUAGAAAUCAACGUGCGCGAUUUUGCGCGCGACUUGAAUGUCUUUUAUGAGAAAAGUAAGGCCAUUCGGAACAUAGGACGAACGGAAAAUGCUCGAAAGGGAUGUUGCUUCGACAGAAGAACCGUGUCCAAGUAUGGAGACACAGUCACUAUUUCUUUGGAAAAGCACAUAUUCAUUUGUAUCCGGCGAAGCAACACCUGGAGGGUGUUCCGGCACAACAGUUCCCACAAAAUUGACAAAUGCGUGUGCAUUGGUGAAUCAGACGUGCUCGUACUGCAGAGGAAUAAUAACAUUUCCGUGCAGAUAUUCGAACGCAUUGAUAAAAACAAGCAGUUAAACGAAAUAAGAUUGUUGAGGAAACAUGACCUCUCAUCAAGUGCCCUUUUCUUCUGGGUAUAUCAGGGUUCCAUUUACUUUGUCGACCGAAAUGGGGUACUAUGGGCAACAGAUGUCGAGGAGUGUCUGAACGUCGGCAUUUCCUCAAAGCAGAUCGAACAUUUUCACUUCGAAAAAGGAAACCAAGUGUAUUAUUUUAAGGUAAAAAAUGAGGACACCCUAAUUAUUGCCCACUGUGAUGACGAACAGGGGAAGGAAGUCUAUACAAUUAUAUACAACAUUUCGAGUAAGCAAUUGGAGCAAAUCCAUUUGAGUAUCCCCCCUGGAGUCAACCUGGAGGAUGAUAAAGCAAAAUAUAUUAGUUGCAUCGAUUUUAACGACAGCUACAUUGUAGUGCUCUUUAGCACAAAUGAACUGGUUAUUUACCAAAAGGAAGAAAAGAUGAACAAAUACAAAUUGUUUAAAUACUUGGACAAGAAUAAAGCAAGCGUCAUGAAAUAUUUUAAAAAUAGAAACUUGCACGAAGUGGAGGAAUGUACAUCGAGUCACGUAUCUAACAAUGCAGACAAGGUUAACAGAAUUUCCUCCCUUCAUAUGUGUGAGGACAAUACCCUGCUGUUAACAUACAGCGAGCGCUUCCUCCCCGACGUAGAGGAGAGUGGGGGCCAUAACAAGUAUACCUCACUCGUGAAGAGCGCCACAAGCAUGUUAAAUAUGUACUGCAAGGAGAUAGAAAAAAUUUUCUUCUUGCCCUUCCUUUAUCAAGACAAGCUCAACAAUAACUCCCUCCUGUACGACAUCAAUGAGCAUUUAAUUAAAAGUCACAGUAUGCACAUGUGCUCUGUGAACCUACAGGGUGUGCACACCAACACGGACAUGGUAAACCUAGACGAUGAGAUUUACUCCCUGUAUGGAGAGACAAUUCAAAUUUUGAACAAUAGGUUAUCUGGGAUGGGAUGUCUCACAAAUGAGCAAAAUUGGACGGGCUCUCCAGACGACAGAGACGGAGAACGAAGGAGGGAAGAGUUUCUAAACCUAAGAGCAUACCUAGACAUACACGACAUAAAUCAAAAUAAAAGAAAAAUAUUUAUGAAUGGAUUAAGUGAGGACGCCUCUGAAAAGGGCUUCCUGAACAUGGAUUUUUUAAAAGAUAUAACAAAAAAUAAAGGUCUAUCGGAUAAUGUACAGGCAUGUAGCAACUUAUAUCUGUGCAGUUUAGAUGACUAUUAUGUGAUGCUGGAAAAUGCAGAAGACGAUUUUAAUGUAAUUUUGUAUAAAGUAAAAUUUCUGAACAUGUCUGAAUUUUUAAUUCAUUUAUUUUUUUAUAACUACCACGAUGGCCUGUUGGCAGCUGAGCAGAAUGGCAUGUCGUCUUUGCAUCAACUCUUCGUUUACUCCGUUUAUGACUACGGGGGAAGGUAUUUCGAGGCACCCCUAAGCGAUUUCCAGUGCCUCUUCAAAAUUAAGAACCUUUUUGACUUCCUGGAGAGAGCCGUGACGUAUGAUCCGUUUCUUUUCAGAGAUGAAGACGACCCCAACAUAAUAGAAUUACUCAAUUUGAAAAACAACGGAAUCGGCCAGUACAGAUAUGUUCUCACGAAUCUUAACAAAAAGGAGGAAAACAAUAAUUACCACAACAUGUUUUAUCUCCUGAACGAAUCAGGCGAUAGAGAGAUCACUUCGAAAUAUGUGAAUAAAUAUUACAAGGUGAAAAAGGUACGUAGUGAAAACUCGAUGCAGCAUGUAGACAUAAACGUACAGAUGUUGAAGUUGAAAACUGUGUUGUGCGUUUCCCUUCGAGUUGUGCUGUACCUGUUGGAUGAGGCUCAGUCGGCCAGUGAUGUGAUACUAACCUCCGACGAGAGUAACGAUGGGCGCGACACGGACGAUGUGUUUGACAUCAACGAUGGGUUCGACAUCAACGAUGAGUUCGACAUUGCUGAAGGUCACCACACCGAUGAAGAGAGACACUUCCUCACGAGCAUGUUAAGAAAUAAGGUAAAGAAGCGCCGAAGAAAGGAACCCAAGUGUUCCGGCAAGGGUGGACAGGUCACUAGGCAAAUGAAUAGGCACACAUCACAACCUUCCAACGGGAAACAUUUUAAAGACGAAAGCGAUGGGGACAAUGCGAACAUGGACAGUGACAAUAAUGAGGAAGACGAAAAGCGAAUCAGCGAGAUAUGGGGAUUUUCAAUCGACCAAGCAGAUCUAAGUGGAUCUGAUAGCAGCAGUAAUGUUCAUCAGGGUAGCAACGUGGAUGAAAGCGUGGGAAGAGGGGGAGAAAGCAUCUCAUCAUCCAACUCAGUGAGAAGAAGUAAUGAACAGGUGAAGAGGAAAAUUCCUCAUAGUACCUUUCUGCACGACGUAGACUACAAUUGGCUCAGAGAAAACUUUGAGUCUGUAGAGAAAAACGAAAAUGUAAAAACGAAAUUGAAGAUGUACAGAAAGGAAAUAUUGCGGCAGAUUUAUAAGUAUAAAAUGUACAACUAUCUUAUGAAACUUCUGGAUCGAGAAAGACGGAGAGGAAGGAACGAAUCCGAUUGUGACACAAAAGGGGGACAAGACGGAACCCCCAAUUUAAAUUCCACCAACGAUAAAAAUUACAAUAAUAAGAAUAAACUGUCGGACAUUUUUAACAUCUUCAAGAAAAACAUAAAUGAUUCUACAAGCGUGGCAGAAAAGGAUAAUAUGAAUAGAACCACGAGCAGCGACGGGUUCAUUCAAAGUAACACAGAAUCUAAAUCCUCCAACAUCUACAUUUUGAGCUGGACGAAAUUUAAGUACUACUAUACCCCAUUUGAUAUUGUAAAAUAUUUUGUAAUAAAUCAAAAUUAUGUCUUAAUAAAAAUUUUUUACAAAUAUUUUCGUUUUUUUAUUAACCAUAAUUGGCAAAGGAUAUUUGAUUACAUUCCUGUGAAUACCAAAGUUGAGGAGUUUUUUUUUCUGCUCCCGGAGAUUAAAGCAUCGGAGAGUAAUAACCACCCUGGUGGGGUUGCUUCAGCUGGUGAAACUUCCCAGGAUGAAGAUACACAUAAUAAAGCAUCCAAUCCUAUGGAACAUGCAUGCGAUGAUGAGGGUAUCAUUUGUCCUUCGAACUUUGCAAAAGAUGAUGAAACAAAUGACGAAGAAGAAUAUGCGAAAUGGACCCGAGAAAAUGAACCCUCCAAAGGAUUUUAUAAUCAAUACGAAAUAUACUCUGAUGAUGAUGCCUUUUUCGAGUUAUUCUUGAGUAGAUGUAUUUCCAUAAUGAAGAGAACCAGGUUGGUUAAGAGUCGCCUCCUUGCAUUUGUCUAUGUCUGCCUGCAACAGAUAAAUGGUGAUAACAUUUAUGAACUCUUUAAGUACGACUCCUUGUUGAAGAAACUUACUUUUGACGAAUCGUAUUUUUGCGAAUCUCCCACUGUGGGAACCGUGUUAACCGUGGUGGAAGAAAACCCAAGAGCUGCCACACCAGAUGGGAAUACCCAGGGUAUAGGAGCUACACGAAGAGAACAUCCCAAAUUGCACGGUGAAAAUAUGGUGAAUAAUACCCCCAAUUUUUGUGAACCCCUUUGGAUAAAGAAGAAUCUAAAAGUACAUAUUAAAAAGGAGAAUAUGCAGAAGAAAAACGUGCUCCUUAUAUACAGCUUCUUCAUCCUCAUUAAGCUAUAUGUGCUUUGCAAAGAAAAUCAUAAAAAUAUGAAAUUGGAAAAUUUUCUCCUCAUGGAUAUGUACACCCGCUUGUGUUUGAUCCUGGAGUUUGACAUAAAAUACAUAUCGUUAGAAUUAGAACAGGAUGGCCACAUAAAGGUAUUUUAUAACAGUUUGCAGGAAUUUUUGGGCAACUAUCAUCUCAUCGAUGAACACAUCACAUCUUCUACUGGAACAUCCAAGUGUAAACUUUUCACAAAAGAGAUUGUCAAUUUGGUGUAUGAGAAACCGAAAAAUCUUUUCGAGAGUAUUUACUUCAAUUUGCUUUACUCCUCGCAACAAAUUUUUGUGUUAUUCUGUUUCAAGACAUUAAGACUGCUACAGGGGAGAAGCUGUCACCAGGGGGGUGUAUUACAGGGUGAAAAGAAGGAUAAAGGCACGUGGUCUACCCACCUAACGUUGGGAGAAAAUUUUCGUCAAGGAAAGAAUACAAUCCGCGGAAAUGCACAAGUGGUAGUAGGGCGAUAUAACCAAUCGAAGCGCAAAACUGAGAUUGACAAAAUUUUUGUUUUUCUGAAAUAUAUUUACUACGCAUACAAGCAUAGAGUCAUCUUGAGGAAUGAUUACGAGUUCGCCUUUUUAUUUCUGGUGAUCUUUUACAAAUACAUGCACAUUAACCUCUUGCACUUUAUUUCAAUUUUGGGGGAUUUUUACAACCUGUUGCCCAGGCAGAUAGUGGAGUGGACAGAAGGAGGUACCUCCCAACAGGGGGAGGAACUUUUCGAUCUGAAGGAGCUCUUCCACAACGGAGAGUGUAACAACAAAGCUGUAAUUUAUGAUGAACAUUUGAGUCGUAUUGUCGGGGGGGGUUAUGAGGAUGCAGGGGUGGAAAGUGAAUCUUCGGAGAGUCAAUCUCUCCAGGCUACCCCAACGGUGGAGAAACUUCUGGACGUUUUCGAAAAGGAUCUGAACGCCCUGGAGCUGAUCAAAUAUUUGAAGAAAGACUUCCCGCAUCAUGAGGAAGACGAAAUCAAGGUAGACAUUGACAUGAUUGUAAGCUCUCGAAAUAACAGAACUAAAACUGUAAUGAACAUUUUUACGUUAUUCAAAAAGAUAAUGACCUGCACGCAGUACAAGGAUACAAAUUUCACGAAGAACUGCUUUCAACUUUAUCACAACUUGUUUUACUUGGUAGAUGUUCACACCUUCUUUCACAUCCUGUUCUACAUCAUCCUCUUUCAUUCCAAUGACUUUGAAUAUUUAAGCAACCUUUUGAACUUUUUCCAAAGAUAUUAUCACCAUGUCGGUGGAGAGAAGUCGGAUUAUCUCAUAAAUUACCUCCUCCUAAGCAGAGCAAAAGUAGCGACCAUUAACGAAAAUUUUGAGCACCUCUACAAAUUUGUAAAAAAUAUAUAUUCUAAGAGAAUGUCAGGGUUGCUGUGCCACUUGGCCGACCAGAGGGAAGACCUUUUGGCGAACUUGAAAAUGUUGAAGUAUAUACAAAUUUUUGCAAAUCGAAAAGGAGAAAACGAAAAAGAGAGUGGUGGCAUUUCCUCCAUGAGUCGCUAUGUGUCCAGACAAAGCACACAUAAAAGUACAUCAAACGAAGACAUAUACAAAUCCUUUUCAAAAUUAAUUUCCCAGUCGUAUGAAAGGAUUGCCACGAAUGAUGUAAACAUUGAAGAUGUCGCAAAGAACAAAACGGAAAAUACUUACCAGCCCCCUUUUUACAAGAACAUUCUUUACGAUUCUUAUGUCAAGAUAUCCAUCGAAAAAAAUAAAUUUCUCAUCUUCAAAAACUUAAUGGAGAACGAUCUCACAAUUUGUUACAACAGAUGCAGAACAAUCAAGUUGAUUAAACUUUUACAAUUGGAGAGCGACCAUCUUAGGGAUUCUCUUCUCUUCGUUAUCUGCACCCUACAGCUACAUGGAAAGGUAAAUAUUCUUCUCUUUUACCUGAUUCUUUUUCUCAUUUUAUUUCAAAAUGAUGAAUUGGGAAAAGAGCAAAAGAGCCUUCUACACAGUGCCAUUAUGUUCUACGCCCAAUAUUCGAACCGAUCUGCUAGCUACGUAUACAAUUUCGGCAUGUCCCUCCUUUCUUACUUCUCUCUGAAUCAUCCUGGGUGUAUUCUCCAUCUGUACAAAUCGAUCUUCGCGAAAAGGGAGCAUUUCAAUCCUGCAUGGACACCCCAAAAAGGAGAGAAGCAAGACUCGAAUAACAUGCAUGAUAGCUUCCUCUCCGUGUAUGACUUUUUACAACAUAGUAAGAUUAAGUCUCACAGGAAGAAUGAUGAGGAUAGCAUAACCCAGGGGGAGAGUCGAAAUGUUACAAAAUGCCCUCCACAAGGGAGGUCUGCGAAAAGUGAUCAGAGAAGCGGAAAUAUAAACGAACCCACAAGUGAGCAUUCCCAUUUUGGACCAUCACGAGAUGAUGACGGGGGAGAGAUUAAUCCAAUUGCUAAGGUAUUCUGUAAACUGACAGACACGGUGGACUCUUCGAGGGGGGGAGUCCCCAAUGAAAGACACGGCAAGUCGCCCUUGGGGGAAUCACUCCACAUGGUGAAGGAGGAGCCCAUGGAUUCAUACGAGCAUAUUUAUGAUGAGGAAGAUAAUCUGGGUCAAGUAGAACUGGAAGUUGAAAUCGAAAUGUUUGAAAAGGAGAAGAAGAACCCCUUUGAGAAUGAAAUAGAUGAAUGUGAUGGUGUAUGGAGCAAGAGCCCCGGAGAAAAUGGCGUGUUUACUGAAGAAACUGACGAAGGCGACAAGGAGUUGGACCAAGUCGAAGAUAUUUUUGCGGGUACAGAUUUUGAGGAAAUGGGAGCAUCGUCUGGUGAAUCAGGCUGCGAAAGGGACGCCUCUAAAAUGGGUGAAGCGAACAAUACGGAUGAAACGGACGACGAGGAUGAAGCGAAUCCACCUAAUGACGACCAAGGAAGGGGACCCAUGGUAACCACGGUAACCCCUUCAGAGCGUCUAAGGCAGAUGAAAAACCAAGACGGGGGUAACAUAGAGGAGGGCGAAGAAAUUCCCCCAAAUGAUUUCCAUCAUAAUGAAAAAAAAAAUGAAAACAAUAGAAAUGCUCUUACGUAUGUACUAAUAAGAGCGCGCAGUAAGAUUAACAAAAAAAACGUGACAAAUUGGAACAUGGAUUCUAUCACGAGAACAGUGCGUUCAGUGAAGAGGGCCCUAAAGAGGAACGAAAAUAAUCUAAAGGGAAUGGAUAGCACUUUACAUGUGCAACAUUUCAAGAAGAAAGUAGGAGAGCAUCAGGACGAAAAACACAUCGGCCAUAAAAUCAGAAUUUACAAUUCUCUCCUGAGCAGUGACCCGUACUUUGCAUUUUUGUACUUGUUACAAGUUCAGGAUUACUCAUUUAUUUACACCUUCGUGAAGAAGAUCAUUUUGAAUAAUUCAAUUCUGAUAGAAAAAAAAAUAGCCACUAUUGAGAGGAUACUCUUAAGUAUUUAUUCCUUCUACGCACACAUGGGAGAAGCAAAGGAGGGACUCCAUUCUGAAGCCUUAAAAGGUAUCCCCCCAUUUUUAAAGAAAAUUAUCAACAUGUUGAUCAUUACGAAAUAUUUGCUCCUCCAGUUAAGUGCCAACAAUUUAAGGAAAAUUGAUUUGAAAAAACUUUUUGUUGAGGAUAGCUAUAAAAAACUGCUAGUGGAAAAAUUCGAUAAAGAGAGGUGUGAGAAAAUUUUACAAAUUUUGAUUAAAAUAGGAGACAUUUCGAAAGUGAAUCUUCUCCAUAUGAAUGUUCAUAUAGAAAAGAAUAGACACACUGUUGUGUAUGACUUACGAUGGAGAGAUGGACCCAAAGAAAUUGGUGGUAGCAUGGUGGAAAAGGAACUCAGUGAGAAGAACAUCAUUACAGAAAACCCCAAUGAACAUAAGCGCUUUCAGGUUUUAUUCGAAAUUGAGGUGGAAAAACAAAUGAUUAUUCACUUCCAGAAGAAUGAAAAGAAUUCUCUACUGAUCUAUAUCACCACCAAUUUGAAGUACCUCAACUUUAACCUCCAUUUUGUGAGAAAGAUUAUCUUCUAUAUGUACGAAGCAUGUCUGUAUUCCCUUUGCCCAGCUGUGUACUUCUUGAGGACUUCCCCUUAUGACUUAAGCAAGGAGAACCUAUUCACUUCCUUGUUGCGUGUCGUGAAGAGGUUAUCUCGCACGGAGGUGGCAACGAAAUUGUUGGAGCUUCGUUAUGUGUGGAUUUGUCUGAUAGAAGCAAAAGGAGAUGUGAAGGGAGAGACACCUAGAGGAGACCCUCCACAGAACAUCGAAAAAGGGCAGGGAAGAGAAAAUCUCUCCAAAAGUAGCACAGUAGAAAUAUUGUACAGUUCGAAGAUUUUAAACCCUUUCAAUUUUUACCUGAAGGAAGCACAAAUGGAUAACCCCUCAUUUGACCAACACAUUUGUAACCACGUGAAGGAUGCAGAAAAAGAAGUUCAAAUGUAUAACUUAGGAAAAGAAGGAACGUACAAUUUGGUGAAUUAUCUGUGGAGUAAAUUUGAAAUAAUGCCGCAACUGCAUGAUUUGUGUUUUCUUCUGAAAGGACUCAAUGUUCAGUUGGAUCCAUUUUACUAUGCCAGUGAAGAAAAUCACGAAAUGGUAGAGGAACUCUUCGACGCUGAUGAGGAUGACUAUGUCAAGCACUGCCUUCUUAUCAGUGUGCUGAACAGAGAUUCUAUUAACGCUCUUAAAAUUAAGAAUGUGAAAAACAAUUUGUCCUAUUUUUUAUAUUCUAAUGAGAAAUACCACAAAUGCUUCAUACACUUUUACCUUUACCACAGUGCACUAAAAUUAGGCAAUUUAAAAAAGGUGUCGACACAUUUAUUUACGCACCUUCUGAAGCGCCCUCUAAAGGACGUUUGCAGAAACAUUGAAUUCAAUUUCACCAAAUGGAUGCUCCUACACAGAAAGCGAAUGGAGAAAUUUUUGCACUUUUACAAUGUGAUCAACAGACUUGGAGUGGAUCACCCUGAGGUCCUAAUUAAAUUAGUUACCGAUAAUUUAUAUCGAGUGGAUUACCUUCUGUUUCUCCACCUGGCACAUGCCAAUGGAGAAGACGACCCUCCUUCAGCUGAGCGUAUAAUCUUGAAACUGCUCAUGGUGCUCUUCUUUACAUCGCGCACAAAUCCAGAUGCCAACUUUUCAGUGAAUGAUUUUUUCCACUUUUGCGCGGCCCAGACCCAAGGGGGAAGGGACUUACCCUCAUUGGAACAAUGUUCCCAAUGUGAUAUAACCCUUGAGGGUGAAUUCUGUAAGGAUGAUCAAGUCGCUCUAGUGGGUGAGGAGGUGAAGGGAGCGAGCUUAUUCAAGGAAGUUAGAGAAGGCGAAUACCCCAACGCACUCACAGCGCACGGAAAGAGUUUCGUGGAGACUGACGAUGAGCUGUACAUUGAUAAGCGCCUGGAGGUGCACGAUGAGGGGGAUCAGAACUUUUCCGACACCGAGGAAGCCAAUCAAAACAUAGAAGGAAAUUUCUCCGUUGUAAGUAUUUCCCCUCUAAGUGUGAAGGAGGAAAGCACAUCCACGGGGGAGCAUUACGAGUACACGGACCAAGAAAAAAGCCUCAUCACCGACAUAAACAAUUUCUUCCAAAAGGAUGAUGGACUUGGGGGCGCAGAUGACAUCGAUGUACCACGCGGAAGAGGCAACCCACGGGGCAUCCAUGUCGACCUGGACGAGAGAAAAAUUGGACAAAUUGAAAAGGGGCUCAACGGUCAGUCAACGCAGGCAACCGGAGCAGUCGAAGAAAACGAACAGCGCAACGCUGUGGCCUCCUUCUGCUGUGAACGCAUAACCCUCCAGCAGGUAAUAAAAAGGGUUAUAAAGAACGAACUGAAGGCAAUUUUGUUCAUCCGCUUUUCCAGGAGAGUAACUGUAUUCAAUUUGUAUGAUAAGGCAAAGCAGAUUAACCACUUUCUGCAUAGCUUGGGUGGACGCAAUGUCUUCUUUUCCCUCGAGAUGAUGGUCCUACUACUGUGGAAGAAUAAAAGAAGGAAGUCCAGGAACAGGUUCAUUUUUCACUUUUUUACGCUUCUGAACGUUUUGCACUUUGUGAAGGAAGGGAGAGAUUUCCAACCAAAUGAGCAGAACAAGGAUCACACAUUGGAGACCCCCUCAGAGGAUAACAUACCCAAUGAGGAUGACCAUGUCCAGAACAAGGAGAGCAUCAUCAAAAGCUUAAUCGUACUUCUCCUCAUUAAUCUGUCUAAUAUAUUUCUACCAACCGUGAACAAACUGUACUUGUUGGAAGAGAAACAGCACCUCCUGUUCGACAGACAGAGGAAACAGAUAAGCACCAAACACGACGUCGAGAACUUUAUUCGUAUAAUUCUGAACCUAAUCGACGAGAUGUAUCUUAAGGGUUAUGAAUUUGUAUAUCUAAGUCUCCUCCUUUUGAUGGAGUACGUAAUAGAGCUUCUAUGUGAGGACAGUGAUGUAGCAAUCCCCCCCACCCUAGCGCACAUUUUCAAAUGUAAUAAAAUGCAAAUAUUGUUAGAUGACUAUGCAAAACGUUACCAGUCAAUAGAGGAGGGAAAAACGAAGGAGAAAAUGAAAACAAGUGUCUACACCGCUUUCCUAACCCAACAAACAUAUGACAAAAUUAGAAGUAUGAUGAGUCGUAUUUACUUGAAGCUCCUUUCCAAUUGUGAUAAAUCCAUUGUGCUAGUCUGCAAAAUUAUUAUAGGGAACAGAAUCAACUUGGAAGACGAAAAGGAAUUAUUUAAAAAAUUCAAGAGCACUAUACUCACAUUCUUUACAUUAAAUUAUUCUCAAAUAAAGGCGAAUAAAAAUAACUUGCUCCUACAGAAUAAUACGAACAGUAUGAUGAAGAGAGAUAAGAAUGACCUAUUUCAAACGAAGAUUUCUUCCUUCGUUAAGGUACUCCUGGUGAUAAUGCAUUACAACAUUGGUUCUUUCAAACAUUGGGAUUAUUACGAAACUAUUAAGCAGAUAAUGACCGAUGGAGAGUGGUUCCACAUUUUUGACGCCAAGUACGCAAGGGAGUCAGCUGAAAUGAACUUUCUCUGGAAAAAAUACACCCGGAGGGGAAAUAUGUACGCCGCGCAAGGAGGUGGACCCAUGGAAAACACACCCAACGUGAGAAAUAAUAUCAACGAGGGUAUUACAGAUAAUACUGUUGCUGCACCUGUCCCCCUUGAGGUAACACAAGCGCUAGAAGAGGAGGAUGACGAAGUUGCCCUUGUGGAAGAUCUACAUAGUUGGGACUCCUCCAGUGGUAGCCAUACCGAAAUGAAAAAAACGCUGCUCUUUUAUUUGCAAAAUUGCAAAGAGGGGGAGGAAAGUGACAAGCAGAAGGAAGUCGACGAGGGGGAUUCAUCAGGUCUGCUAAGUUCGAAUGAGGUUCUACAGGGGAAUUCCACAUGGGGUUCGGGUAUUCUGGAUCGUAGCAAUGACCCCUACGUAGGGGGAGAAGAGAAGAAUAAGAGCGCUGACAUAUUGGAGAGGAAGGAUGUGGUGUCCGGAAUUUCCCACACCGCAAUGAAGGAGCUGUCACCGCAGGGUAGAGCAAAGAAUAUGGUGGAUCCGUCACAGAAGGGAGAUAAUAAACUUCUGAAGAGUGGAACCCCCAAUGAGGAAGACCUCCAGGAGGAAGAUCAUUUUCAAUUUAACACCUCCAAAGUGCGCGAAACCAUCCUGAAUGAUUAUGGAAAAGGCUUCCUCUCGAAGUACAUAAACAAACUUACCACGAAGGAAGAGUGCCAAGAGAGAGUGAAACAAGUAGGAAGGAAAUCCAAAAUGAUGAACCUAGUAAAGUAUGCAGCAUACAUUCUACGAUACUGGAACAUCGAAAUAGAGGAAUUACAAAAAGGAGAAAGAGAAGAAGGGUUCCAAAUUUUAAUUUUUUUUGCAAACCAUUUUCAUUUUUUCGAAAAUUUUAUCAAGUAUAAAGUUAUUUUAAAAUUAUACAUGCACAAUGAGCUGAACCUGGCUGACGAACUGCUGAAGCAGAGGAGUAGGAUGUGGUCUUGGUACCGCAAUGACGUGAAAAUAAAAAGCUCCAUUGAGGAAUACCUCAUGAAGGAUAUAUGCUACACUAAUUUCUUCACUGGGAAAGGGGAUAACGAGACGUUUCUACGCUCAUUUAACCGAGUGUUAAGAAGGGGCCACUGGAUUGGUGGUCCCCUUUCACAUCACGAAGGGGAACCUAUCCUCACGCCACCCACCAGUUGCUUCUACCUAACAAACUAUCACAACAAUAAGUUUAACAGAACCUUUUUCAAAAGCAUAUAUAUGCAGCAUUAUGCCUUCAGAAAGUACUGCAAUGAUGUAAGUGGUGGAAAACACUUGGAUGGAUAUCUCCCCAAGGGAAGACAGUUGGACUCUGAAGCUACACAUCGGGCGAAGAACAUAACUGAGCGUCAGGAAAUAAAACAUAAUGAGCCAAAUCAUACUUACAAUUUGCGUGAUAUGCAGAGUCACUCCCCUGAACAGAGGAGUAGCAACUUCCCCCUGUUCUACCUCUCGUUCAUGGACCUCUACGCACGCACCGCAGAUGUUCACGACUUCUACUUGCAGGCUAUCAUAUUCAAGUUAAUGAAGGAGGAGGAACUACACCUUACGAAAGCGAAACAAUAUCAGGAAGAUCUGCAAACAUAUCUCCAGAAUAUGUUAAACCAGUACGACUUAUAUUUGAUGCUUCUACAUUACCAGUUACUUACCUUCCAGUCUGUUUGCUACAACAACACGUGCACGAAUUUUCUUAAUCGACGUGAACAGAAGUUGGUUCACUACCUCUGGGUCAGACUCACGCAAGACCUAAUGAAGAAGUAUCGGUCCAACAUAAACCCAGCCAAUGCAUUCCUCUGA
This is a messenger RNA of Plasmodium knowlesi strain H, 12825 nucleotides long. RefSeq names its product conserved Plasmodium protein, unknown function. NCBI's taxonomy places the organism in Eukaryota, Apicomplexa, Aconoidasida, Haemosporida, Plasmodiidae. The coding region runs from base 1 to 12825 and encodes 4274 amino acids. The transcript is spliced from 5 exons. The record is from RefSeq and is a predicted model, not a curated record.